Messenger RNA from Drosophila obscura, 2948 nucleotides. RefSeq names its product flocculation protein FLO11-like. The record is from RefSeq and is a predicted model, not a curated record. The transcript has 4 exons. Bases 492 to 2948 code for a protein of 818 amino acids. NCBI's taxonomy places the organism in Eukaryota, Metazoa, Arthropoda, Insecta, Diptera, Drosophilidae.
GCAAAAACGCUUAACGCCGAAACGGAACGACAAAAGCCAACGGCAGGCGACAGUGGCGCGACAAAAGCUACAAAACGACGCAAAAUUACACAAAAAAAAAAUAAAUAUAAAUAUAAAAAUAAAAUAAAAGAUAUUAUUAUACACGGGUACGAGUGAACAACUGUGCAGCAGCAGGAACAUCAGCAAUAGCAGACGACACGUCGUCGAGUGUAUGUGGUGUCUGUGUGUCGCGUGAAAAGCGCUUUUCUAUUUCAAGCCUCAAGUGCAGGCCCCCAAGAAGUGUCUGACUGCCUCUGCCUCGGCCUCUCUCUGAGGUUUUUGGUUGCAGCUUAAAAUCCUACGACAAGAAAAAUAAACACUUGACGCGGUUGUGUGUGUGUCUGAGUAAAUAAGAAAAUUUACAAGACAAUACGAAAAUUCGCACUAAAAAUCAAGCAAAAAAAAAAUUAAAUAAAAUAUACUGUAGAGCGAUCUACUGUUGAGAUACAAUAAUGCUGGCCAUCAAGGAGUGCCUGAUACGCGAAGGUGUCUUAAAUUUAGAUAGCCAUAGCCGUAACCAUAACCCCAUCGGGGGAUACCAGCAGCGAUACCAUCAGCCGCAAAUUCAGAUGCAAUACCAGCUGCAUGGCAGCAAAAGCAGCAGCAAUAUGGAUAUGCCCCGAUACUGCAAAACCAUUGCGGCCUCAAGUGACUUAUCCACAGCCCCAGCCACUGCCAAAACAAGCUGCCACAAGCCACAAGAAAAGUCGCAGACGCAGAUUUUGCCUUCGCCUGCUUCUGCUGCGACCAAAGGAAGAGUCUCUGAGGAUUCCAGUGGCGCCUCAAAAUCUAGUGGAUAUCGGGGACAGCAUCCGCACUUUCAUCAUCAUACAACGCCCGCGUACUACACCGAUCUGCAGCUAAGGAUUCACACGCCACAGGCCACGGAUGUGGGUGCCUUGAAUGAGAAUUAUCAGAGUGUUUAUGCAACGCCCAGCUGCAACACACAGCUGGUGGAGCAGCGUAGAUCGUUUCCCAAGAGUGCAACAGCAACGGCAACGGCAACGGCAACGACACCGACAACGGCAACACGUGCCACGUUUUUUCGUGGCGACGCUGCAUCGACACAAGACGCCACAAGACGCCGCCAGCGGCCGGGCAGCGAGGGCGGCAGUCGUUACUUCAAAUUCUCACCGGGAUCUGUGAGCCCUACAAAAGGUGAAGAAACGAGCAGCCAUCCCUUGAGUCAGUCCCCCACAAUCAUCAGCCCCAGCCACAGCACCACACGUACACGCACCACCAAUAGAAAUAGUUGUAGUAAUCCACCCGUAGAGACAGCUAGUCCUGUUCCUGUUCCUCUUUGUGCUCCUGCUCCUGCACCAACCGUAGUGAAUGCCACAACAACUGGUGGAGGCCGCAACAGUCGCCACAAGCAGCGGUUCCAUCAGCGUUCAAAGCGGGCGGUGCGCGUGCGCAGCGAAUCCCGUCCCAUCAGCGCCCUAUACGAUAUAAUAUGCAAGGAGAAGAAUCAGGACGAAGGCGACAGCACCACCAGCAGCAGCAGCAGCGGCAGCAACAGCAGCGGCAACAGCAGCAGCAACGAGAGGAAGAAGGAGCAACAACAGGAGGACAAGGACCCAAUAACCGACAAGCUGGCGACCUUUUGGCCUUUGCAUCAUCGCUUCCACUCCACUCCCCCACAAUCAAUGCAGAAGGAGCUGCCCCUGGGUGGCGCCACCACUGCCACUGCCACUAGUCUCACCCCAAGGCGUGGCGGCGUCGGGCAGCCGGAGAGCAGCAGCAGCACGGACUCGUUGCAUGCCCUGCACUCUAGUCACAAAUGCAUGAAUCUGGUGGCCGCCAAGGCCGCAUCGCUGCCGCCUCAGCCGGCACGACGCGUGGCACCACCUGCGCCAGUGCCAGUGUCGCAUCAUCAGCGUUUGGCCAGGAGCCUGGAGCCCUCGGCCAAAACGACAGCACCACCUCCGUCGGCGGACGUGAGGAACUACAAUGCGGGCAGACCCGUCAGCACGGAACGGCUGUUCGUGGAGCCACCAAAAGUCUCUGGGCAGGCAGUGCAGGAUUUCAAGCGUCGCUUGAUCAAUCAGGGGGAUGGACAGGAGGAUGGCGAGCCUUCGCAGGAGCAGCAAUUCGAUCAGGGCGAGGUCUUUGAUACCCUCGCACGCUGGCAGCAGGAGCUGACGUCUGCGGGCGACAAGAUUCAGCUGGUGAAUGGUGCCACAGAUGCAGCCACAGUCAAUGGCCAUCAUGAUCUUCACGAGCAUCAUCAUCACCUCCAUCUAGAACACGAUCAUCCGUCGAACAUUCAUCAACAAUCAUUGCCAUCAGUAGAACCAACUGUGACCAUACCCAAGCAUCAGAAUCAGCAUCCGCAUCAGUCGUCUCCUCAACAUCAGCACCCGCACCAGGCCACCAAUGCACGAAGAUUCAUAACGCGCACCACACGCUCCCACAGUCGCCAGGGAUCCGCCACUGGUGGCCAUCACACAUCGCCACCGCCACCGCUGCUAUCGUCCGCCUCCGCGAGUGCCAUCGGAUCGAGCACCGCCGUUGGCUACCACAGCGACUCCUCCUACAGUUCGCCCUCCCCCACCAGGAGACGGAAUAAGCCAUUGAUUGGCACCGGAACCCUAUCCACGGAUCCCCAGUCCUCGGCGAAUGGCAAUAGUUCUGCUUAUGAAACGGCAGCCACCACUGUGAUGACACACGGAACAGCAGUAAAGGCGCCUCCUCCUCCUCGUCAGCAGAAGCAUCAGAAGCAGCAUCGUGAUCAACAGCAGCAGCAGCAGCAGUUGCCGCUUGCCCCCGUUGAAGUUCCUAAGGCGGAAUCCAAGCCUCAACCUCCAACCGAGACGUCCAUCAUCGCCAUUGCCGCCUGUCCAGACACAGUCGCAGCCACAGCCACAGCCGCAACCACAGCCGCAUCUGCCGGUAACUCAGAUCUUUGA